This is a messenger RNA of Baudoinia panamericana UAMH 10762, 426 nucleotides long. RefSeq lists its product as uncharacterized. The transcript has a single exon. The record is from RefSeq and is a predicted model, not a curated record. Bases 1 to 426 code for a protein of 141 amino acids. Lineage: Eukaryota; Fungi; Ascomycota; Dothideomycetes; Mycosphaerellales; Teratosphaeriaceae.
AUGGACUCUAAGAAAUUGCUCACGCUAAGCAAAGACCAGCUCGAGCAACUCUUCGCAUCCAGCCCAGCCGGUCCGAUCCCUAACGGCGAAGCGAACGGCACAGCCAUCAUCGCGCCCGGAACACCAUGGACGCCCGAGAUCGCCGAGUUUAUCAACGUCUUUGCAUGGCAGGGGAAGAUCUUCGAUGCGAAGAAGGAAGCCUUGGUGAAUCGAAUCACAGCAUUCGGGGUCGAUGCAAUCAUCGCAAAAGUGUUCAAGGGUGAGAGUUGGGUUGACGGAAAGGAGUGUAUUGUCCUCGACUAUAGCCAGACGAGCUUUGUGGCUCAUUGGGUGAGGGACGAGAUUCGGUUCAUUGGGGAGGGGUUGUAUUUGGGUACUGUGUUCUGGGGCAAGGAGAGGCUCAUCUUCUUCGCGCUGCAGUUCUGA